Aspergillus versicolor CBS 583.65 is the source of this 777-nucleotide messenger RNA. Its product is annotated as endo alpha-1,4 polygalactosaminidase. The record is from RefSeq and is a predicted model, not a curated record. Lineage: Eukaryota; Fungi; Ascomycota; Eurotiomycetes; Eurotiales; Aspergillaceae. The transcript is spliced from 3 exons. Bases 1 to 777 code for a protein of 258 amino acids.
AUGAAGCCCUUCACCCUCCUCACAGCCCUAACAGGCUUUUGCCUAACCACCGCCCUCCCCACCAACGCCGUCCCACGCAGCACCACCAAGGAAAUCUGGCAACCCCCCGCAGGAGCAACCUGGCAAAUCACAAAUCCAUCGCGCGUCGACAUCGACCUAUUCGAGAACCCCGCCUCUACAAUCUCCGCCCUCCACGCCCAGAACCGCAAGGUGAUCUGCUACUUCUCCGCAGGCACCUACGAGGACUGGCGCCCUGACGCCAAAUCCUUCUCAGAUUCAGAUAUCGGGUCCCCGCUGGAUGACUGGGAGGGCGAGAGCUGGGUUGAUCUGCGCUCGAAGAACGUGCGUGCUAUCAUGAAGAAGAGGCUUGAUUUGGCUGCCCAGAAGGGAUGUGACGGGGUUGAUCCUGAUAAUGUAGAUGCAUAUGGGAAUGGGAAUGGCGGUUUUGACCUGAAGCAGUCCGACUCGGUGGAUUUCAUGAACUGGCUUUCUGGGGAGGCUCAUAACCGGGGCCUGGCGAUUGGGUUGAAGAAUGCUGGGGCGAUUAUUGAUCGUGUGCUGCCGAAUAUGCAGUGGGCUGUGAAUGAGCAGUGUGCGGAGUGGGAUGAGUGUGGGGAUUUCAUGCCGUUCGUUGAUGCGGGUAAGCCGGUUUUUCAUAUUGAGUAUCCCAAGGGGGAGGAGACCAAUAAUGAGGAGGCGUGUGAUCCUGAUGGGGUGAGGAGGUUCUCGACUGUGAUUAAGAAUAUGAACCUGGAUCAUUGGGUGCAGCUGUGUUGA